AUGACGUCGGAUGGAGCCACGUCUGCGGCGACGGUGGCGCGAAGGAAGCCGUCGUGGAGGGAGAGAGAGAACAACCGGAGGAGAGAGAGGAGGAGGAGAGCCAUAGCUGCGAAGAUAUUCGCAGGGCUCCGAGCUCAGGGCAACUUCAAUUUGCCCAAGCACUGCGACAACAACGAGGUGUUGAAAGCUCUCUGCCUCCAGGCUGGCUGGACCGUCGAAGACGACGGCACCACCUAUCGCAAGGGAUUGAAGCCAACCCAAAUUGAUACACCGGGCACAUCAACCAUGAUCAGCCCUUACUCUUCUCUAAAUCCUAGUCCAAUCCCAUCCUACCAAGCCAGUCCUUCGUCGUCUUCCUAUCCAAGCCCAAGCCGUUUCGAUCCCAGCACUAAUUCAUCCAAUCCCAGUCGCUAUCUGCGCUCUGCAAUUCCUUCGUCUCUCCCUCCUCUGCGAAUUUCCAAUAGUGCCCCUGUAACCCCACCGCUCUCAUCCCCAACCUCCAGAAACCCCAACCCAAUUCCAAACUGGGACUCCAUUGCUAAACAGUCCAUGGCCUCUUUCGAUUACCCGUUUUCUGCUGUCUCUGCUCCGGCUAGCCCGACCCGUCACCAGCUCCAUUUUCCAGCUGCUACCAUUCCCGAAUGUGACGAGUCUGAUACUUCCACUGUUGAUUCUGGGCAAUGGGUUUGCUUCCGGAGAUUUGCUCCUUCUCUGUCAGCAAUGCCAGCCUCUCCCACUUUCAAUCUUGUGAAGCCUGUUGUUGCUCACCAAAACUUGCCUGACAGUGAGAUCCCAGAGGUAAAGCCGUGGAUUGGAGAGAAGAUUCAUGAGGUGGGAUUGGAUGAUUUGGAGCUCACACUUGGAAGUGGUAAGCCUCGAAGUUAA
Messenger RNA from Prunus armeniaca (apricot), 885 nucleotides. Lineage: Eukaryota; Viridiplantae; Streptophyta; Magnoliopsida; Rosales; Rosaceae. The record is from the annotation of a GenBank genome assembly.